Molecule: messenger RNA, 3977 nt
Organism: Gopherus evgoodei (Goodes thornscrub tortoise)
Lineage: Eukaryota; Metazoa; Chordata; Testudines; Testudinidae
Gene: FBXL12
Product: F-box and leucine rich repeat protein 12
Exons: 3
Coding region: 26-967 (313 amino acids)
Biological process (GO): SCF-dependent proteasomal ubiquitin-dependent protein catabolic process
Cellular component (GO): SCF ubiquitin ligase complex
Molecular function (GO): protein binding
Source: RefSeq, a predicted model, not a curated record
GAACCGGAAGCGGAAGUGUGUGGCGAUGUCGGCGGCAGCGGGUCUUGGUGCGCUGCCCGACUCCCUCCUGCUGGAGAUUCUGGGGCUGCUGCCGCUGCACGAGCGGCUGCGCGGGGCCAGGGUCUGCCGACGCUGGUGCAGGCUGGUACAGGACAAGAUGCUCUGGAGAUUUGUGGAUUUAAUACCCUACAAGCUCAGCUCCAGGAUCCUGUGGCACCUGCUAAGGCAGUACCUGCGCAAUAGCCUGAGGGUACUGAAAGUGAGAGGAGCUCUCUACUCAAUGAGAAAGCAUGAGUUCCUUUCCCCAGCAUUGCUGCAGGCACUCGGAAAACAGUGUCCCAGCCUCUAUCACCUUUGCUUGACCCAGGCUGACCUCCGUCGGCUCCCAUAUGACUGUAUACCAUCUUCUCUAAAGAGCAUGAAGCUGAGCCAGUGUGAGAUCCCUGCUGUGUGGUUCCAAAGAUCUGCAUCUCCAGAGACUCCCAGAGUCCUGCCACAACUGCAGCAUCUCAUGAUCCAUAACGUGUCUGCCUUUUCUGAUCAGCAUCUGCUUAACGUAUCAUCUCAGACCAGCCUAAGGACGCUGACCCUCUCUGGAACCUACCGGCUGACGGAUGCUGGAAUUCAGAGAGCAGCCCCAUAUCUGGAGGACCUGGAAUGCCUGGUCCUGCGCAAUUGUGUCAUUACAGAUGCUGCUGUUCACUUCAUCGGGCGUCACAUGAAACAGCUCCGCUCUUUGGAAUUCAGCAAUACUUGUUCCUUAACAGAUGCAGGCCUGGCUUGUUUAGCAGCCUUGAAGUGCUUGGAAACCCUCCAUCUCGAGUCCAGGGUUAAGCUUUCCCCUGAUGCCAUUGUUGCUGUGUGCCAGGCACUCCCCCAGUUAAGGAAUCUCAAUUUAGAUGGGAUUGACUUUGAAGACCAGACAGUACAUAAAAUUCAGGCAAGUUUGCCCAACUGCCGUUUCUAAUGUGCUUCCUGACACACUUUCUGAGACGAAAUGUUAACAAUGGGGGGAAUUGUAUGGAACACAUGAGGGUGAGAUGUGGGGUGUUCACCCCCCUGAAAUAACUCCCAGAAUUGCUUCUUCUGGGCAGGGUUGUACUCCUAGUGGCAGUUGCAUUUAUCUGUCUGGAGGCAGAAUUUUCUCUGGCUAAAACAAUGAGGUGAGCAGUGUAGGACGAGGACCAUCCUGACAGCUUGUAUCACCUGAACACAGGCCAGCAGAAAUUCAGUUCUGCAAUUUGCUUGGCUGGGCUCCUGAAGUGAUCUCUCACCAUCUCCUACUAAGAAAAUAACAAGGCCCGAUGGAAAGAUGACAUAUGAGGACCAGUGGCCCUAUGAGCUUAUUUAAAUUAGAUGCAGUUUGGCAGCUGGGGGUUCUCUCACGUUUAACCUCGUCUCACAUUAAACAUCAGGCAACAGGUGAAUUAUCCCCAAGCACAAGGGAGCAGGUCAGCUGUCAUCUUGAUGCACAGAAGUGUUUGGCUGCCCAGAUCUUGGACUCUAGAUAAAAUUUAACUCAGGUCAAAAGGCAUUAACCACAUUGCUGUGCUGUGAGCAUACUCCAAAACAUCCAUAGUAGGAAGUGGACAAAGGAUUGUGCAAACACACAUUUUAAAUGCAGGGAACAGAACCUUUAAGGGGAAAGAACCCAUCAUGUCCAUUUCACAAACACAGACACCAACCAUGUGCCACACAGGUCAGUGAAUAUGCGACUGUGAUUGUGUCCUGUCCUGCAGGAUGGAGUGGUGGGGGUUCUGCUGCAACCCAAGGAUACGUGGAAUGUGGGGGGAGGGGGAAGUAUAAGGAAGUCCUGGAAUGCAUUUGUCUGUGUGCUGCACGGGGAGGCAAACACACAUCUGUUCAGCCUGAAGUUCAGUCAGAGAUCGCAGCAUGUGUGUUUGCUCCUUGAGCAGCACCAUCAUCUCUACCUGUCCGUUUUUCCUGUCCUUGCUAUCGCUCUGCAUUCUGUCCCUGAACGUUACCCUCCAAGCCUGGAAUCUGACACAGCAGAACCUUACAGGACCUCCUGCAACAUGUCUUCCCUUGUCCUCUUCUUUCUCCUGCUUAUCUGGGCCAGCCGCUCUUUCAGGGUGGAUGGAGAGACCGUCAAGGCCACGUUUGCAGUUGCAAAAGAAACAGUGGAUGGAGGUACUAUUGUGAUUGCAUUCACGGCCCCACAAGUUGCAAGUACAACAUUCUCCCAUCUUCUUGGGAUCCAUAGAGCUGGGCAGCAGUCCCAGGUGUGAUGAGUACGUCCGGGGGUCGGAGUGAGUUGGGACAAUAACUUGGGGUAGCUCACGGGCUCCAGUAUAAGCAGAUGGGGCAGUUGAGCUGAAUACUGUCACCGUUUCCCACAGGCAGUUGAGACUUUAGCAUAUAUCUUGCUCCUGAGGGUAACGGAGGCAGAAAGGAAACGGCUCCUGCACGCAUCCGGCUGCUGUUAAUCCGUGUGCUGCAAUGAUGCCUGCCAAAUCAAUUGCUGAGUGUUGUAGGAAAGUGUCCUAGUAAGGCAGCCCUUCCCAGAAACCUUCAGCAGAGGAUUGCAACCUACCUCCAGAAAAGUUUCCUUGAGAUCUCUGGAAAAUGCACGGGACAUCCCGGUGCACAUAAACAAACUGUUCCGCAGGGUCCCCUCUGUCUAACUGUAUAGGGGAAUGAGAAGCAGAUAGCAACUCUACCUCUAUUGGUUAUUUCAUUAUCUCUUCUAACCUGAUUAAAAACUUGAACAGAUGUGCGCCUGCAAUACUGAAGCAAAUGUCCUACUUACCAGAGGUUCCUUUCCCUGAAUCAGGCUUGCCAGUGCUGGAUGAUAGGGACUGGCUCAACUGCUUCUGUAUCAGGAAGACACCACUGGAUCCCCCAAUCACCUGUCCCCCAAACCCCUCCUCCUGUUCCUCGUCCAACACUUUGUAUUCAGGGUUCAUGCCAGUGGUGCAUGACUCUCACUCCUCCGAAGUAUCCACAGGGCCCUUGGGGGGGUGGUGGGGUUGCCACCAAGGAUGCCAUGCAGCUCCUUUAGAAGCAGCAUAUCUGCGGCUCUGCACCAGAGCAACUGUUUGCGUAACUUGCCUUCUGGUGUGCUGCCGCAGCUCCUUGAUUUUCAUGUGGCCCUGCUGCGGUUCCCUCUUGUAGCCUUUCUCCACCUUGUCCCAAGCCAUCUGUCUGUAGAUAUCUACAUUUCUAUGGCUGGAUUGGAGCUGUGCCAGCACAGCUGCUUCUCCCCAGAGACCCAGGAGAUCCACCACCUCCUGUGUACUCAAGGCAGGAAUGUGUUUGCUGUGUGGAACCAGCAUGGUCAAUUGGGCAGACACUAAGUGAGCUCUCCAAACAGGAAAUGAAUUGAAAAGGUAUGUGACGAGUACCUGGCCACCGGACAGUGGAGUUCAAAACAGUGACUAGAGUGGUAGUAUUGUGGGACACCUCCUGGAGGCCAUUAAAGUUGAUGUAAUUAACACAGUACACUGACACUGUAUUGGUAACUAUGUCGACUUAUGUGCUACGUCUCUUGUGGAGGUGGCAUUAUUAAGUUGACGUAGCGGGUGAUUUACUUUGUCAGGAACAUCAUCAUGGGGUAGAUGCUGACCGAAUAAGAUCGACGUAAGGCACCUUGCAUUGAGCUAACUGUAGCAUAGACCAGACCCAAAUGUAUGCUAAUAACUAGAGCGUAGAUCUCAGGUAUUAUAAUUGAGUAAUAUUAGCAGACCACCAGCAGCCAGAUCCUGCACCUGGUUUGUUGGGUUACAUUGCUGUGCAUGGCUGCUUGUGUCUUCCAUUGUUUAAAUACUCCGUCAUCUUCACCCGCUGUUACAAAGCCCUGAGUUUGUGUUAGCAAGUUUUCGCUGACAUUAAAACGGUGGCUGUUAUGAAGUUUCCAUUCUGGGACACGCUGAGGUUUUGAAUCUGCUGAGUUGUUUUCUGUAAUCAAAUGUAAAAUUUAUUUAUAAAAUAAAAAUGCCUUUAGAUCUAUAAAGUCA